AUGCAGCAAGUGGCCAUUGGAAAAACAGAGGCCGUCAUCAAAAACUUCAGCCCGCACUACAGGCGCCAGUACGCGGUGGCUUUCUGCAGGCACGUGCAGGAUGAGCUGGAGCAGCACCGGGAUUCCCAGUCCCAGUUCCUGAAAACCAAGCCCCCGCUGGAAGCUGGGACGGUCUUGUACGAAGCAGAGCUGCUGCAUUUUGCCGAGGAUCUGAAGAAGUGGAAGGACAGAUACGUCGUCGUCAAAAACGACUACACCGUGGAUUGCUUUGACACCAAAGAGGCCUACCAGAAAGGAGCCAGCCCUAAAUAUCACGUUCUUCCUGCAGGAGGCAAAGUACUGACUUCAGAAGAAGAUUACAACUUGCUGUCUGAUAAACAUUUCCCAGAUCCUGUUGGGUCGAGUGAGAAGGAGGUGGCUCAAGCCUUCGUUCAGCUGCCGAGGGAGUUCCCGGUUUACCUGUGGCAGGCCUGGCCCUUCGCCCGACACAGCUACUAUUGCUUCCCGGAGCCAGAAGCUCAGAGGCGGUUCAGUGCCGUGCUGGGGGACUGCGUGAGACACUCAAACCACGAUUUUCUCAAGCAGACCACGUAUGAAGUCGAGGCGUUCUUAGAAGCCAUUCAGUUCUUCCGGCAGGAGAAAGGCCACUAUGGGACGUGGGAAAUGAUUACCGGCAACGAAAAAGAGAUCCUGAGCAACCUUGUGAUGGAGGAACUCCUGCCUAACCUUCAGACGAUGAUCCUGCCUAAAAUGAAAGGAAAGAGGAAUGAUAGGAAGCGGGCCUGGUUUGGUAUCGUAGAAGAAACUUAUGGCUUAGUCCAGCAGCAGGUGUCAGAAGAAUUGAGUACCUUGAAAGAAGAAUGCAGAGAUCUUGCAAAAACUCUUGAGGGAACCAUUCGCUCGGACAUGGAUCAGAUUUUGAACUCCAAGAACUUCUUAGCUGGAAAAAUCAAAGCCGCUGUUUCUGAGCCUGCCCAGAAGUGCUGCACAGAAAACAUCCAGCCAUUUCUCACGUCCAUAUUAGAGGAGCUCAUGGGUCCGGUGAGUUCUGGAUUCACUGAAGUCCGCUCGCUUUUUGAUAAAGAAGUUAAUGAAAUCAUCCAGGACUUCCAGAAGACAAAUGACAUCACGAAGCUAAAGGAGAACGUGGAUCAGCUUAUGAACCUACCAUUCAACUCUGUGAAAAUGGAGCCCUGCUAUCUGAAAGUGAACCUCCUCCAGGAGCUCCUACAAGACCUCAAGAGUCGCUUCAAGGUCUAUCACAUCGAUUUUGUGAUUCAGAGGACGCAGAACUUCAUGCAGGAGCUGAUGGAAAACGCAGUUUACACUUUUGAGCAGUUGUUCUCUCCGAGUCGCCAGGCAGACUCAGCAAAAGUUGCAACAACCAUUGAAAAAGUCAAGCUGAGAGUCCUGAAGCAAUAUGAUUACGACAGCAGCACUAUCCGCAAGAAGAUAUUUCAAGAAGCGCUGGUGCAGAUUACUUUGCCCACGAUGCAGAAGACGCUGGCUUCAACGUGCAAACCG
Molecule: messenger RNA, 1524 nt
Organism: Tauraco erythrolophus (red-crested turaco)
Lineage: Eukaryota; Metazoa; Chordata; Aves; Musophagiformes; Musophagidae
Source: RefSeq, a predicted model, not a curated record